This is a messenger RNA of Hemibagrus wyckioides, 5540 nucleotides long. It is a transcript of the gene samd12, whose product is annotated as sterile alpha motif domain containing 12. NCBI's taxonomy places the organism in Eukaryota, Metazoa, Chordata, Actinopteri, Siluriformes, Bagridae. Gene Ontology annotation, biological process: cell surface receptor protein tyrosine kinase signaling pathway. The record is from RefSeq and is a predicted model, not a curated record. Bases 450 to 1004 code for a protein of 184 amino acids. Gene Ontology annotation, molecular function: protein binding. Gene Ontology annotation, cellular component: cytoplasmic side of plasma membrane. The transcript has 5 exons.
UGGAGAUGGACUUACAGGCUUGCUAGAGAGAGAGAGAGAGAGAGAGAGAGAGAGAGAGUAAUAACCCUGUGCACAUACUGUAGGGAUUUGGGGUUCUACAUGAUUAAUUGAGCAUGCUGUUCUCCACCGGCUGAUGGACAAAAAAAAAUGCACAGUUAGGGCAAGAAUGUGAAAUGGACGCGCGCGCAUGGCACAAGAUGUACGUUUUUUUUUGUUUCGCUUUGUUUUAAGCAAUAGAAGACUUUAAAUGAUUACAAUCCCAGCUUAUUUUAGGCUGAUACUCAUACAUCAGUAAACGUUUCAGUGGUGUUAUUCGUUGUAAGUGGUGCGAAGUGUCAUGGCACGCGCGCAAAAAGGGGCCAGAAAUGAACGCGUGACUGAUUUGUAAAGAAAGAGCUGCACAUUGAGCUGAACUGAACUGAACUGGACUGGACGGCGUUCUGUAGGUCAUGAUGCUCGGCCAGUCUCCACAUCUUGUUGGGGGAAUUCUCUGGAUUCAGAACCCCAUGCGAGCUGUCCACUGCAACCUGAGUCAGAAUGGGAUCGAUCACCAGGUGUGUAUGGCGGAUGCGAGCUCACACGUGGAAGAGGAGUGUGUAGAUCAUGGUCCAGGACUGCAUGAUGACAGCUCAGGCUUUCAGCAGCACAGUCCUGGUUUCCAGCGCUGUGCUCCACCACAACGCUCCGUCUCUGAAUCUGAACUCUCCAAGUCAGGGACGGUGAAACUGUCCAAACCGGUGGCUUUGUGGACUCAGCAGGAUGUGUGUAAGUGGCUGAAGAAGCACUGUCCAAAUCAGCAUCAAGUCUACAGUGAUGCCUUCAAACAGCACGAUAUUACAGGUCGGGCUUUGAUGAGGCUGACAGACAGGAAGCUGGAGAGGAUGGGGAUCAUGCAGGAGAGCCAGAGACAGUACAUCCUGCAACAAGUCCUGCAGCUCCGUGUCAGAGAGGAGGUCCGCACCCUGCAGCUCCUCACACAAGCCUCUUUGGAGAGCUCUCCAUAACCCGAGCAGUCCCAGAGACCCGCCAGUGGUGACCCUCCGAGCGUCUUCUCAAACGUUGGCAGCACACACCAGCCUUCCAGCCCAAAACUGAGUCGCCUCAAGCCCCGGAUCAUACCCUUGUGUCUUAGGAUGUUUAUCUUUCCCUUUUCUCUUUCCCUUUCCCCUACCUAUACACCCUUCCCACCUAAAUCCCAACCUUUAAGUCCUCUUCUUCUUCUCCUUCUUCUUCUUCUUCUUCUUCUUCUUCCUGUGCCAAGUGGAACGUCUCUGAAUUGGACCACAGAUAUUCUUCCUGCUAAAAGGACAAUUGGCAUUGAGAGACUAAUUGGCCAAUCAGCCCAUUCACUGUAUGUUAUCUUAAGUGUAGCACUUUACCUUUCCUGUAGUGAGUGUGUUAGCUACACUCUUCAGACUAGCAUAAUAUUCAGGCACGCACAUUAGACCUUCUAGUCGCAGCAGUAGGGCUACUGGUCACUUUUUUCUACUUUUUUUUCUUACUCUGUAUCUGUUUUCCCGAUUUCGCCCUCUUUACUCUAUAGAAGGACUGCGUAGAGACAUUUUGCACAUCUGUCUAUUAUCUGUGCCUCGUGUUUAUUCCAAUGAGUCUCUUAUUGUCUCUUACUGUUACGCUGAACCGUACGUCGUGGGCUUGUUCCUUUCUUCAGUCUGUUUUUUUUUUUCCUACGCCGCAGAUCCUUCCGCUCGUCCUUUCCUUAAUCUGAACUACACUGUGACUCUGACCAGCUGUCUUAACGUGGCAGAUGCCACCUUAUCUACUCUCCUGCACUCCAACCCCUUCAAAUCAAGGCAGCCUCCAUGCUUUGCAGGAUUCAAAACAAAAUAGAACAUGAGAAAUAAGGAGAAAGGGCGGUCAUUACACUAAAAGUCAGGCAAAACAUUAUACACGUUUAUUAAACGACAGCACAUGAUGUCUGUUUCGGGUGUCUGAUCUGAGAACAGCGAGAGAACUUUGCUGGGAAAAUGGACGGUAUGUUUUCUCACGGGGGGGAAGAGAAAAAGAAUCCUUGAAAAUAACAGAUGACGUCCUCUCCUGAAGACUCGGGCUCGUCCUGGCCCUGGAGGAAAAACAUACAUUUUUUUUUAAAAAAGAGAGAGAAGAAGAAGGAAUCUAGCUAUGAAACAGUGCUAUUAAAGUGUUACAAAGAGCGAGCGUUAUGUCAGGGGAGAAAAGGAUGUUGUACGGAAAAGGAUGUCAUCACAAAUUUGUCGUUCUCUGUCGCAGUGUGAAAUGGCCGUGCACUGUUACCUUUAUUACUACGAAGCACACGACUGAACAGACAUCGCUUAGUCAUUUUUAUUUAUCUUAAACCUUCAAUCAUCAGAAAAGUCCACAUGAUACUGUAUAUCAGCUUAAAAAAAAGCAAAAAAUAUAACCAUUUUUUCUAACUGUAGCAUGACACAGCACGUGACUAGCCUUCCAAAUAGUUUAAGCAGAAAUUUUGUGAAAGAUGAGUUCUAGUUUGGGAAAAUGAAAGGUUACAUAAAGUCAAGGCAUGAUCUAAAAGUGGGAGAUUGCAGCAGAUUGAACGCUAUCGAUUAGACCGUAUUGUAUCAGUCAACCACUAGGACAGUGAUGGUGUGGAGAAUCACAGAGGAAAGGCAUGUUUCGGUUAAACCACUGGACGGCAUUUCAUGGCUGGAUGAAGCCACUGUCUGGUACACGGGAGAACACUUUUAGAAAUGGGUUUUGUGACGGUGGAAAUGUUGUGUAGUAAUAGAAUAGCGAGUGAGGCAUAUAAUUAAUCUUUCGUCUGCGAGAUCUUAACAGGCUUUAUGAAAGUUGCAUGGUUGGUGAAGUAUUACAGGGAAAUAGACGGGUAAUAUUUAUUUACAUAUCAUUUGCCUCUACUGUGAGAUGAGCACUGAAAACUGACACCAUACUUCUAUUACUACUAUUAUUCAAUCUUGAUUAGUGGUUUCGACCUCAAGUUUGAAAUCGCUACGUUUCGCUGACCGUACAGCGCGAGUCGGUCAUAAAUGUCUCACUUAUUGAUAGUGAAUUUUGUCUGAGUCCUUUUUUAGGCAUUUUCAGCCUUUUUCUAGUUUCAAAAAAAUGGUCCUUGAUAGCUGAAAGAGUGCUUGCAGAAGAAGAACCAUUUUAGAAAAUGAUUUGAUGACCUCUGGAAAAUUUGACAGCUAAUGUUCCAUGAUAUUACAAAAUGUCAAAAUGGGAAAGAUGGUCAGAGAGAACAGAGUGAUUCUGUGCUGAACUUUUGAAAUGGUUAAGGAAGAGUUGUUAAAGUUCUUGAAGAUGGCUGCAGCUAAGGACCGUAGGCGUAUGACGGUUUGGUUUAGUUUUCCAAAAAGAACAAAGGAUGGAGAUUGAAGUAAGUGGAGCAACAUACCUCGGAAUAGAUGUUUCAUAUGUACCUCAACUUUCUUUUUACCUUUGAGCUGAAAGCCCAUUCACAGUAAUGAAAUAAGUAUCAUGUCUCAGAGGUAGAGAGCUGAUCUCUGUCAGGUCCAUUUAGUCCGUGUGAUGGUGUUUAUUAGGAUUUAAAGAUUUUAUUUUGGAACUACUAACCGCAAAGCGUCUUGGUGUGCUAAACUAGGGUGAUAUUUUUCCUCUGCUUGUGACGUGCUGUGAAAAGCCUGAAAUAAAAAUGAUGAUUAUGAGGAAAUGGAGUAUUGAUGGUACUAUCAACUCAUUGAUCUGCUGCGUUAAGUGGCAUCUAGGGCAACAUCUGAAUCACGGCUGCUGCUUACAGAGUGACACGGAUAUUCUGAUGAAAGAACCUUACGUCUGAUUGAACACUCAGACAUACUGCACUUACAUGCAUGCUAACAUUUGCAUUGGAAUAUUUUGUACUUUCUUUGCUGAUAUUAUGCGUUAUACAUUGUUGGUUAUGCCAGUGUUGCACAAACCAGCCCGGGGCUGUUCGACUGAAAUUCCCAGUCCAGGUCCUUGUUAGCAGAGGUCCGGAUAAGCAACGACUGACUUAAUGGCGACGACGGUAGCCUUUUAAUUUUGAACCGUUAAUAAUUCAUCACAGAAGAAGACAAAUGAAAUGGAAAAAUCUAGAAAUGGAAAAGUCAGUCACUGGUUCACUGCCUUCUGCAUGUGCUUGGAUAAAUCUCAACAGAGGAUCUACUCCAGAAGCCAUGCUGAGUGUUUUCUGAUGUUAAUCGGUUCAACUACUCGAUUCAGUCCACUGAAAUACUUUGCUAGACUUCCAGUUGAUGGCCCCUCCUCCAGAUGGUUGACAUUUUUGCUCUUCUAGCUCAUAGCACAGUUGAACCAACACUAUGACCUGCUUUUGUGCCUUCCUGCAUUUAUGUACCUUGGUGUACAUUAUAGUCUUCUGUACUUUAUAAUUAUGAAUUCAUAUAAUGAUUAAGACACUCGGGGUGUGACAUACAAGAGCCGUGUCUAAAUCAUCUCUCAAAUCUGUCAGAAGUACUAUAGCUAAAACAAAAUCUAUAUACAACACACACAUUAUAGAUAGAUAGAUGGAUAGACAGACAGACAGAUAGAUAGGUGGGUGGGUGGGUCAGACGGGCAGUUUGGCUGGACAGAUGGGUGGACGGACAGACAGAGACAGACAGACAGGCAGAUAGAUAGAUAGAUAGAUAGAUAGAUAGAUAGAUAGAUAGAUAGAUAGAUAGAUAGAUAGAUAGAUAGAUAGAUCGGUGGGUCUGUGGGUUGGUGGGCUCUUAGGUGGAUGGAUGGAUGGAUAGAUAGAUAUAUGUGUGUAUACAGAUAGAUAGAUAGAUAGAUAGAUAGAUAGAUAGAUAGAUAGAUAGAUAGAUAGAUAGAUAGAUAGAUAGAUAGAUAGAUAGAUCGGUGGGGUCUGUGGGUUGAUGGGCUCUUAGGUGGAUAGAUGGAUGGAUGGAUGGAUAGAUAUAUAUAUAUAUAUGUAGAUAGAUAGAUAGAUAGAUAGAUAGAUAGAUAGAUAGAUAGAUAGAUAGAUAGAUAGAUAGAUAGAUAGAUAGAUAGAUCGGUGGGGUCUGUGGGUUGAUGGGCUCUUAGGUGGAUAGAUGGAUGGAUGGAUGGAUGGAUAGAUAUAUAUAUAUAUAUAUGUAGAUAGAUAGAUAGAUAGAUAGAUAGAUCGAUAUGUAGAUAGAUAGAUAGAUAGAUAGAUAGAUAGAUAGAUAGAUAGAUAGAUCUGUUUUCCCUGUAUUGUAAGCAUCAGCACUUUACUGGUUUGUCUCGAAUCUGAAGCAGUAGUAAGUGUGAGUUCUCUCCUCCUGCACAAUCAAUAGAAAAGCAUUAGUUCUCUAAAGGCAGUGGAUCAUUUUGUCCCACCAAUGGGAGGAAAAAUGCAAACCAUCUGGGGCCCUGGUACUGGUUUGAGAAACAACACUGCAUAAUGCAUUCUCUCUCUCUCUCUCUCUCUCUCUCUCUCUCUCUCUCUCUACAUUUGCAUACAUGGCUGAAAACAACAGUUUGAUUUCUGCCAUUUUGUAGCAUGUUGCGUUAUUCUUUUCUGCUCUGGUGUAUGAAACAGGCAUGCAGACCAGACCUUUAGAGCCCUGACUUUCCUCCAUAUACAUAUAUUGUGCCUAAUGAUGGAU